GCGAUUGUUCGUCGCUGUGUUGUCACACGAGAUGUGGAAAACACUUCCAGUCCUAGCUCUUGGGCCAUGGGCGACCAUGGCUGCAGAUGCUGGCACUGCCACGCUGAUCGAUGACAGGACAUGCACAGAAGAGUUCGAGACUUUCAUCAGUAAGUUUGGCAAAGAAUAUGAGACUGCGGAAGAAAAGGAGAAGCGAAUGCAAAUCUUCUGCGCGAAUCUUGAGUGGAUUCGGCAGAGAAACAGCGAGGGUCACAACUACACGGUGGGCAUCACACCCUUCGCCGACCUCAGCAGAACGGAGUUCAGCUCCAAAUAUGGUUUGAAGAAGACCAACUCGACCAACAUCUCGAGCAUUUGGGGAGGCCUCCCGCUCCAGACAGAGGAUCCUCUGCAGACCACCAGCAACCAACUCCUGCGCGGCAUUUUAGGUGUCCCUGACAGCGUGGAUUGGCGCAGUAAGGGAGCUGUCUCUGUGGUUCAGCAGCAAGGGCACUGCGGCGCCUGCUGGAGCUUCGCGGCCAAUGGUGCGGUGGAGGGCGCCUGGAAGGUCUACGGUGGAAGCCUCUACACGCUGUCAGAACAGCAACUGGUGGACUGUGCUACAGCGGACUAUGGAAACGAUGGUUGCCAUGGUGGAAAUCCAGCUAAUGCGUUUAUUUAUGCCCGGGACCACGGGCUGUGUACUGCCCGAUCCUACACCUAUCAGGCUGCACAAGGAAGCUGUCGAGCAAGUCAGUGUAAUAUGGUGAUUCCCGUGGGUGGCGUGCGUGGACCUUUGCCUGUAAAGGCAGAUAGUGAGGACGCCAUGAUGAAAGCCGUGGCGCAGCAGCCGGUGGCAGUUGCCAUUGAUGGCGAUGACAUGGUGUUUCAGCUCUACACCGGCGGAAUCAUCUCCAAGGAAUGCGGCAGCAAGUUGGAUCACGGCGUUCUCUUGGUGGGCUAUGGCCAGAGCGGAGGUCAAGCCUAUUGGAUCAUCAAGAACUCCUGGGGCCUUCAAUGGGGAGAAGACGGCUUUGGGCGCCUGGCUCGUGGUGUGGGAGGAGAAGGAGAAUGCGGAAUCCUGUCGCAAGCAUCUUACCCUGUACUUGACAAGGGCAAGGUGAAGCCUGGAACCUUUGAUCCGGCUCCCGGAACCGUGGCUGCGCUGUUCUUGGCGGUCAUGGCCUGCUGCUGCAUCACAGGCUUCCUCUAUCUGAACUUCUGCCGUCGCCGCGCGCCGCGUGGCCGUGCGCUACUGUCCUUUGCGGCGGCUCCAGCGGCUCCUGCCCCCACCGCUGCGAGGGCGGUGGUGAAUCCAUGGGCCAGCCAAGCCGUCACCCCAGCUUCCGCGGCGCCAGCGGCACCCGCCGCGCCAGCGGCCCCGGCCCCAGCGGCCCCAGCGGCAGCGCCGUCGCAGGGAAACAGCCGCACCGGCAAUUCGGCGCAGAGCCGUUUGCUGCAGGACAAGUGAGGCGAAGUUAGCGUUAGCCCUCCGGCUGGAUCCACGCAGGGCGGCAGUCCUGUCCUGUUUUCGACGGGCUGUGUGCUUGGUACAGCCCGGACGAGAAGGAAACCACGCUCUUGGCGAACCCUUCAUGUUCGGGAAUGAUCACCAUCUCCUUGAUGCAGCGCCCCAAAAAUUCCGGUCGGAUCUUUUGCACAGCAUCGGUGCCCGAGCGCCAAAA
Messenger RNA from Cladocopium goreaui, 1664 nucleotides. The record is from the annotation of a GenBank genome assembly. Lineage: Eukaryota; Dinophyceae; Suessiales; Symbiodiniaceae.